This is a messenger RNA of Adineta ricciae, 1077 nucleotides long. The record is from the annotation of a GenBank genome assembly. Lineage: Eukaryota; Metazoa; Rotifera; Eurotatoria; Adinetida; Adinetidae.
AUGGGUGGGACAUGCUCAAGCAUUCAACUAGGUGGUGAUGUCCACAUACCAGGAAACGGAAAUUCCGCCAUAAUAUUCAACGGCGUUCCGUACAAUAUAUCAAGCAUAUUUAACAAUGCUGUAAAUCUUAUCGUGCAGAAGUACCGAUUCGAAUCAAUUGUUAUCCAAUUUACGUCAAUCGGUCUGUUGACAAUAUCGUUAUGUAUGCUUAUUCUGUGUCUUGUAUCGAGAAAAGCAGCAAAGAAAAAUAUUCAACCUGUAAUCAAGAAGUGUGAAACACAAUUUGAAAUGAAUAUUGUGAAUGAAAAAAGUUACCAGACACUGCUGAAAGAGUUCGAUCGAGCUCUGGAAGUACUUGGAAAGUCUUUGAUAAACGAUAAUUACCCAUUACAACAUUUUUCACAGCCGUUAGAGUAUAUACAAAACACGUAUCAUCUAGCACGUUUAUCACCAAAUUUGCUUUCCGUCGUGCUAACCAAACUGCUGCAUAAGAAAUAUGCCAAGCUCUGUUUGACCAUUCUUACAAUGAAGAAUGUCAAUCCGUGUGAAAAUUCCGAAACAUGGCGAUCAAUCACUUGUGCAUUGAAUGGUUUGUGUUGUUAUAUGAGAAAAUCUUCGAAAUUAUGUUUCGCUGCAGUUGAUGCUGGAAUGAUCCCGAUACUUUCAACAGUAUUGUCUCAAAGAUCAUACUUGGAUGACUUAGACACUAAUACAUCAGUAUUGCUUUUAUUUCUGAUGGCUUCUCGAAUGUUCCAUUCUCUAGCUCAAAUAGAAGUGUUGAGAUAUAGACUGGAGAUACAUAACUGUUGUGAGACAUUAUUAAAUGUGAUUGUUCACACAAACAAUAAACUGUUACGAGCUAUUAAUAUAUUAACUGUAAGUCGAAUGACCAAAAAUGGCGUACAUAAAAUUCCAUUCACUUUUGAUGAUAGUUUAAUGUUAUUUCGUUUGUACUAUGAGUCAGUGAAAUCCGAUUUCCAAGAAGCCUAUGGACUUGAACAACAGGAUAUAUUGAAUGGAUUUUAUAACAUCGGUCAACUGGACUAUACUUCUUACGAUUUUAAAAAUAUUGAUUAG